This is a messenger RNA of Lymnaea stagnalis (great pond snail), 12777 nucleotides long. NCBI's taxonomy places the organism in Eukaryota, Metazoa, Mollusca, Gastropoda, Lymnaeidae. The record is from the annotation of a GenBank genome assembly.
GCUGUUACGUCUCGGUAAUAAGCGGGACUGGGGCCUGUGUGUACUGUAUAUCAACUAACAGUCACUUGUCUGCGGUUAUGGUUCUUUAAUUACAUAUUUGUUUACGUAUUCAUGUACCGCUCCAACGAAUCUAAUAAAAUAUUGGUAUACCUAAAAUAUUUUUAAAAUGGUACGUAUGCCCCAUGAAGAUUGCGUGAGUUAUGUAAUAUACUGAAAUCAUGUUAUAUCCGUGUCACUGUCCCCUGUCUUAGAAUAAGAAAUGGAUUUAAGGAACAAUUAUUUAGUUAAAUUAAAUACUGUCACUGUUUUGAGCCUGUUUCGGAAUCAGUGUUUAGCUCCAUUACAUUUCAUGUGGGGCAGCCUUCCUCUAACUCCUAGUCACUUCAUGACUUAACUUUGUGAUGAUGAUGACUAGCUGUCUAAAUCUUCAUAUGAUAAUGAUAUAGGCAGGCUAACUAUAUGAAUAUAGGUCUAAAUAUUAUCUCUAGUCUUGUAGUUGUAGGCCUAAGGCCUAAAUGUAUUUCCUUCACUAUGACUAUUACUAUUACUAUUAUUAUUAUAAAUUAUAAAGUAAAUUACUGUACUGUAAAUAGUUCUUUUGACUUUGAUUUGAUUAAUUUGAUUACAGUUAUGGACAAAGUGGUGUUGUGUCUGUAGUACUAUUAUUCAUAAUUACAGUAUUACUGACAGUAUUGAGGUUUUUGCACCUUUUUGAAAUUAAAAAAAUGUCCAUCUUCUGAUAUUUUUGUUAAGUCCCACCAUAAUGUGUAGAGAAUUCAAUCUCUUAUUUGGCUAUAUAUGGCUCAUGACAAACAAUGCAUAACAAAGGACGACACCAUUAAUUAAAUACAGUAAUAAAGAACAAUACCCAAACUAUUGCUAAUUACAAAUAAUAAUUUAUUAAGUUAACUUUACAAUAUAAAAUCAAAUAGAAUAAAACUAUUCUCUCACAGUACAUUAAUGAACUGGUACCGGUACAAUUUUGGGAAGGUGCACACACAUACAAUAAAUAGAAUAAACAAAUCUACAGUUAGCACAGUAUGGCAAUCUAUUAGUCUCUCUCUUUGCCUCACAGUCUCUCUCUGUCAAUCGGCUUAUUUAUAGUUUUUCAUAGAUGAUUUUCCUGAAAAGGGGUUACGCAUUGUAUCUGACCUAGGCCCAUCUUGUAGGUUCCAUAGAAUUCGACUAUAUAGUCAAGGUCAAGGGAGACCAUUUAUAAUUACGCCACACCCAUCAUCGCCAAACCUGGAGUUACCCAGAGCUCAUACACGCAAUGUACAAGAAACAUGAUGUAAACAAGGCAAGCUUCUACUGUAACAUUUUCUAGUGACAAAGUUGAGAAAUGAAAAAUCUGUGACCCAACCCAUAACUUAAUUUCAGUUAUAUUUUAUUUCCUCAGGAUUACUCAAAAUUUAUGGAUGACAACUUUGAUGCUAAAGAUUGGGUCAAUGCAGCAUUUCGUAACCAGAAAGAUUCUGGGGUUUCCAAAGAUGUAGGUACAAUCUUCUUUGCAUUAUUAAAAAUUAUGUUGUAAAAUCCCAAUUUUAACAUGAUAAUUUAUAGUAUGAUUAUUUAUUGAGUUAUUUAAAGUGAUAAUACACUAAUCAUUUUUAUUCAAAUGCACAUUAUAGACAGGGGAGUGGAGAACUGGGGCUUACCGACUGAAAUUGUGACUUUCAUUUAAAUCAUUUUUAAAAAGUAUACCAAACAUUAUCUCCAAGACUUAUGAUGCUUGAUCAACACAUCAUGAUAGCAUAGACAACACUAUAAUUUUUCACUUACAAAUAACAUUAUUUAUGUAUUCAUUUUCAUUCAGCAAUUUGCCACAACAAUGGUAAUGAAGCUGCAAGUUUUUAUUCAGGUUAGUAAAUGUAAUCCCUGAUAGUUGCAGUUCGUAUUAGCGUCUUAAUUUUUUAUUUGAAUCAAAAACUUUGAUGAAUCAAAGUAAAAUUAAUUGAUUUAACUUAUUUAAAAAAUAAGAAAUAAUGUUGAAUUGGACAGUAAUUCAGUGGCGUAGCGAGGGUGUUUGGCGCCCGGGGACAAGAUUCGCGCCCAGGGACAAGAUCCAUUUUUAGCGCCCCUUUUUCUUUUUUUUUCAACUCUCAAACCCAUUAUUUUCAUCAAUAAAAUAAUAUCAAAGCGCAUUUUGGCGCCCGUAACUAGCUGGCGCCCGUGGACAUCUGUCCCCCCCUGCCCCCACCACGCUACGCCUCUGCAGUAAUUUAAUACUAUUUAGUUCAUUUUUUUUUCAGGAGGUGAAUAAUAUUUUAGAAGAAGCAAGUCAGCAAGCAUUACAGAAUUUGCCAAGGUAAAUUUAUAUCAUAUACUUAUUGUAAGUUAAAGUUUAUAUAAAAAUAACUAAAAAGAGGCUAACUUAUAGGUUUUUCAUUUGUAUUUCUUGUGUCUAUGACUUAAAUUAUAUUUUGCUUAGAGUUACUCUAUGCACAUGUCAAAUUUUACUCUGUGAUUUUUAAAUUGCUCUUGUUUUGCUUUAUUACUCAAGGAAAAACAGGAGAAACUGUAGCACUUACCUUUACAUAUUACAUUUUUGUGAUAAGUGUUCAUUUUCCAAAGCUCUUAAAUCUUGACAAGAACCCCAGAAAUAAUUUAAAGUUUUUCCCUCAAAAUAAAGAGUCGUAAGGGAGUUAGAUGCAGUCAAGCAAGAGGCAGCAUUACUACAAGAUCAAAUGAGGGUGGUCAAACAAGAUAUUCAGAAGGUGAAGUAAUCAUUUAUUAAGGUCAGUUCACUCUUGGUAUGCACCAGGUGUGAUGAACACUACAUGCAUGUUGAAUUUCCUACCUAAAUUAUAUACUGGUUCCUCUUAUAUUAGAUUAUAAUUUAUCAUGAUGAAAACAAAGCUUUUUUUUUGGGGUGGGGAUGCUAUAGAUAAAUAGAUAAAUAAGUUGCACAAAAAAUAAUUUAUUUCAAAAUACCUUUUAGGUGGAACAAGAUACAUCACAGUCCAUGCAAGUGCUGCUGAAACUGGACAGAAUAAAAUCCCGUAUGAAAACUACUGCAGAUGCUCUGAAGGUCAUUAGGAAAUUUAUUUCAUUGUUAUCAUGGAUCUCUGUAUAGCUAUGUAAAUAUUUAAUUGCAAUGUGAGCAGGAUUUUAUAUAAUCAAAAUUACAUUUCAUGCUUCUAAUUUGUACAGGAGGCUGACAACUGGACCACUCUGAGUGCUGACAUGGAUGAAGUUUUCCAGUCUCAGAACAUUGAUGAUGUGAGUUAUCUCUUUGCAUUGUUGAUGUUGAGAAUCCAGAAAUUGUUAACAGCUAAUUUUUAGUAUGCUUCACCGCAAGCUAUAUUGUUGUCUGUGAUAAUACAAAAAAAUGAUCUUUAGGAGAGCUAAAGCUGAUUAUAUUAAUAAUAAUAAUAAAGUUUAUUUGAAAAAUACGCUUGAUCCCCAAAAGCUCGAAGCGCGAUACAAAGUCAACCAUAUUAAAAAGAGAAAUAAAAACAAUCUAAAAUUUACCACAUUUAAAAACAGACGCAACCAUAUAAAACUACAUACAAGCAUACCAAGUCAAAGUCUUUCAUCCCAUUUCAACCAUAAGCAACACAAGCCAAUAUACAUUAACUGAAAAAAGAUGGUAGAAAGCAUCACCGCAGAAGGUGUUUACGAAAUAGAUGUGUUUUUAAAUCGGUUUUAAAGGACUCCAGUGUCUGGCUGUUUCUGAGAGCGACUGGAAGGGCGUUCAAAAUUAAUAGAUCUGUUUUUAUAACAACACUGUGUGUUAUUGGCUAAUCAAGGAGUAGUUGAUGUUGUUCACAUUGCUUUUUUUUCUAACAGAUAACUACCAAACUAUGUGGAAUGCAACAGAGUCUUGUGAGUACAUAUUUAAAAGUUUAUUCAAAAACAACUGUGGUAUUAUCAAAUUUAUGUCCUAUUCCAAACUUAAAAAUAAUUUGCUUCUUUAAAAAAACAAUGUUUUAAAUAUACAUAUAUAUAUUUCAACAAAGUAAAAAUAAUAUAUAUAUAUUUUUAUAUAUAUAUAUAUAUAAUAUUUAUAUAUAUAUUUUAUUUUUUUAAAAUUUAUUUUAGCUGAUGUUAGUAGAUACUCCAGACUAUGUAGACAAGUGCCAGCAUCUAGAGAAUCUAAAGAACAGGUUGGAGGCAAUGCUCAGCCCUCAGCUCAUCUCUGCAUUCAACUCUCAAUCUUUAGGUUUGUUAUUUUUAUUAUUUAAAGGCCGAAUACUGUCCGCCUCAUUGUUUGUUCCUGGCCUGAUAAUAUUUGGUAGAAAGGGUUCAGUCAGACAUUUUUAAUAAGAAUAUGAAAAGAAAAAAAAAAUUUAAAAAAAAAACAAACAAAAGAAAUUAAGAAAAAAAAACAACAACAAUAGAGAUAGGGUAAUUUUAAGGGAAAAAAGAAGUGUGCCAGUGACUAAACUCAUGAGGGCUAUUGCUUACAGAAUUUUUUUUUGUAAGAUCCCAAAUAAAAAUUCUCAAAUUAUUCCCUCUUUAAAAAAUAUUUUUCUUGAAAUCUGCCAAAUUUCUUGGUACAUAUUAUUUGUUAAAAAAAUACAUAUAACCUGAUUGAUGUCUGCAAGAAAACAGUUAUUGCAGAGGGAUAUAUUAGCUGCUAUGUUAAUAAUUCUACUUCAAUCUGAUCAUUUUAAAUAUAAGUAAUAAGAUUUUAUAUUAUCAAAAUUAGAUUUAAAAUUACAUGAUUUGGGGAAUUUAUUUAAAAAAAAUUAUUUACAAGAACAACAAAAAAAAAAAAUUAUAUUGUAGUUUUUGUUGUCAACUACAUAAAAUGCAGUCCAACCUGGAUAUCUUAAGUUUCACUAAAUUUGAAUAAUAUGGAGUGAUGAUUUUUUGUUAAAUCUGUAGCAAAAAAUAAAUGAAGACUUGUACAGUCUUGCAAAUUUAAAACAUUAAUCGUCUUUUGAAAUACAAGUUUUGAAGUGUUUAAAUCAUGUUGUGACAUGUCUUAUCAUAGAACAAACUCAGAGAUAUGUGAAGAUAUUUGAAAGUAUUGAAAGACUGCCACAACUGAUCAAGUACUACCACAAGUGCCACAAGGUCAGAGAAAACAAUGCAUGAAUUUAAAAAAAAAAAUUAAAAUUACUUCCUUUAACAUUAAUUUUAAUACUGAAUAAUAACGAGCUAAAAUUUAUCUUAAAAUAAAUCUUGGGAUAAAAUACAUUCUGAUACAGGCUAAGGUUCAGUAACUCUCUUUUCUAUUAAAACAAGUUAACUAUCCAGGAAGCUAUUGUUUGUGUUGGUCUUUCUGAUCUCAUUUAAAAAAACAACUAAAUAUUUUUAUACAUUUGAAAUCCUAGCCAACCAUCCUGUAUCUAUUUAAUUCUUAUAAUUUUUAUACAAAAUUGAUAGAAUUUAAUCAUUAAACUUUUGUUUGAGGUAUGCAAUUAUUCAAGAUAUUAUUUAUUAAGGACUUUUGUAUUCUUAAAUGAAGUUUGAUCUUUAUAUUUAACCACCAUGAUCUUCAGAACAAUCUGCUACAGACCUGGAAAACUGCCUGGGAUGCCAACCAAACAAAAACUGUGCUUAGUGACCUCUAUGACCUGCUUCUUUCCACAUGGCACACUCAAGUCAAGUGGUCAUCGCAGGUUUUCCCUGACCCUGUCAACAUUGUCCUUGACCUUCUGAGCCAGACUUUAAACGCUCUUAACCCAUCCCUUCCGUCAGUGUUCACCAUUUUGGUUGGUGAGAAAGACAAGCCCCUGGACACACUGAUAGAACUUAAACAGGUGGGUCACUCUUAUGGGGCAAAGGUUUGAUAUGUGGGUCUUGUUCUAGGGUUAUCUUAAGGUAAUCAUGGCUAAGGUGUUCCAGGAUUAUCUUAAGGUAAUCAUGACUAAGGUGUUCCAUGGUUGUCUUAAGGUAAUCAUGGCUAAAGUGUUCUGGGUUAUCUUAAGGUAAUCAUGGCUAAGAUGUCAAUUUAAUCUGGCAGUUUUGAUUUGUAAGUGCAGCUCCUAAUAGACAUUUGGAGUCGUCAGCUGAAAACUGAAAUUAUGAAACUGGGUGGCACGAGCAGUAAGACACAUGACAAAUAUCUAGUGACGACCUAAGUAUCUCAGUAAAAGCAAAUGUCCAGACACAUCCCAAACUGUGGCUAAACAGGAUCAAUAUGCAAGCUAAACAAAGCCACACACAGAAAGGAAUAUGAAAGGAUAUCUUAGCAUAAAAUAUGGAGAAAUAAAAAUUUGUAAAAUACCAGAGAAAAUUUACAUCUAUUAGAAAACUCUUGAUUGAGAGCAGUAUAAUCAAUUAUUUAAUUGCUUAAUUUUGAAGCUAAAUGUAUUUAAACCUGUUUUGACCUUUAUUACGUGUUUUAGCCUUGCAUAACCGGUAAAUUAGCAGUGAUUAAUCAGAUAAAUUUGCCGAUUCCUGCAAGUCAUCGUAUGUUUUUAUCACUUGGUUUUUAAUUAUUUCAUUUCUUUGGAUACACGACACCAUAAAAAUAUCACAGUUUUGUUCUGUGGUGACAUAACUUGCUUGUUGUGACGUAACCAGCUCUUUUAAUAUAUUUAUUUCAUAGCCAUACUUUUGAUAUGUCUCUAACUUUCUUACAUCAUAUGGGUUGCGUAUGAGUGAUUUAUUGAUAAUCAUAUGCAUGUUGACCAUAGCCUUAAAGCUAAUUAACUUUUAGAACAUUGGAGUAUUCUAAAAUGUCUUUAGCUCUUCAUCUGAAAAUAUUUAACUGUUUUGCAGUUUAUAAUCAUUUUCAUUUGAUUAUUUUUUAAACAGAUUUCUGAUAGAUGUGUUACAAAUCUUGAGAAUGCUUUGAAUACUCAUGUUCAAGGUAAGUAGGCACAUUCAUCCUAUAAUAAUUUCUUUACAAAUUGUUUUCCAGAUUCUUCCAUUUAAACCUGCAACUUUCACUUAUCUUCAACUAUGAUUUAGUCACUCCUUACUCCAAAUUUUGCGUUUAAUUCUUGGUCAGUUACUCUAGCAGUAACACUCAGAGAUGAUUGAAUGAAAUGGGAUAAAAAGGAUUUUAUUCAUAAUGUGAUGCAUUUUUUAAAUUCAGUCUCAUGUCAUCUCCUCAUUGUAUAAAAAUACCAAGUCUACGCCCUUCAAACUCUUUAUCUGUUGAGAUCUGUGUUAAUACAUUUUAAGAAUUGUUUGUAAACUGUUCAAUAGUCUAUUGAUCAUUAUUGUAUAAAAAAAAAUAUUUUGUAAGAUAAUAGAGUUUAAAAGAAACCAACAUUGAAAUUCCUAAUUUGUUGUUUUUAGGCUCAAGUUUUGAACAUUCCAUUAGCCUCCAACAACUCCUGAAAGCCAUUUACAGCCCAUAUCAGUCUUAUACCAACAAGUAUAGGAUAUUUGAAGAGGUUGCAUUAACCAAACACCUGGACACAAUCAAGCUGGUAAGCUGUUUGCUAAAUACUGUUCCAGUGAAUUUUAACUUUUUAACUUUUUUUUAUUUUUAUACACACAUUUUGAUAAAAUUAUUUUUAAAUUCUGAUAAAAAAUGUAAAUCAAAACAAUGAGAUAAAUCAAAAUAAGUUAUCAUUUACAACAAUGUUUAAUAAAAAAAACAAUAACUCAGCAGCUUCAACAUGGAAAGUAAAUGUAUUUGUGACGUUAAAUUUUUUACUUGUGUUCCUGGAACAGGAUCAUGAAGAGGUCAUUGACACAGUUCAACUUCUCUCAGAGUCUGUGACCAAACUUUUCUCAGCUGCCAUAGCAGUAAGUUUGAAUGAUCAUGUUGUAUUUGUGUGCUGCACUCAUUAAGCUGUCAAUCUAUUUUGAUAACAGAACAAAAUGAAUUCAACAUGAGGCGUAAAUAAAUCUUUAUAAAUUAGGUAUGUUUUGUUUGAGAUGCACAAAUUUCAUCCUGGUGAAGCUUCAAAGACCACUUGUCUACAUCAAUUCUUACAAGUUAUAUAUUAUACGUUACAUUCCAGCAGUUGAUUUCUUUGGUAAUAUUUCAUAGGCUCUUAUACAAACGAGACACUUGGUCAACCAAUAAAAAAACAUAAAUGUACACUUAAUCUAAUUUAGAUAGCAGGAAAGUGUACCAUUACGAACAGUUCAAUAGCUUGGUUGUCUAGGGUAAUUUAAUUAUUUAACAAACCAAUGAUUCAAUGACAAAAUGUCUCUUUAUUAAAUAAACAUCUUCAUUACUACCACCCCCUUACUAACUACUCCAUCACUGCUGCUGAAAUCAUGACAACGUCAUUUCCCAUACCCAAAUACGUCACAAAAUACAAAGCAUAUGGCAACAGGUAAACAAAUGCUCUCAGCACCAAACUAGGUCACCCGCAAACACCAACAGAUCUUUAACAUGUACCUAUAUCCAUAAAAUCUAGAUAUGAGAAAUCUUUUUUUAAAAUGUUUAGUGCUAAAUUUUGUUCUUUUUUGUUUUGUUGUUGUUGUCAAAAGGCCAAUGAGAGAUGUCAACAACUAACCAAUGGUUUCUGUUACCUUGGUUUGUUGGAUGCCUAUAAGGCAAGUCAUUUUAACUUCAGUUUGUGACCAAUUCAUUUUAACUAGUUCAUGAACAUGUCAUUUUUAACUAGUUUUUGCACAAGUCAUUUUAACUACAGAUUGGGACCAAUUCAUUAUUUUAAACUAGCUUGUGAACCAGUCAUUUUAACUAGUUUGUGAACAAGCCAUUUUUUACUUAGGCUUUAUAAGCAAAAAUCUCCUUUUUAAAUUUAAAACAACUUAGAUAAGUUAUAACACUAAGCAGUUUUCGUAAUAUUUUUUGUUGGUAAGUAAAAUUGUUUAUCAAUUAUCUAGACCUACUUUACUGCCUACACAAGAGAAUUCAGACGAGUGCUCAUCAACAUCAGAGAAAAAUGUCGCACUGGUUCAAAAGCAGACUCUGAAGACUGGUCUGAUUUUCAAAAUUCUCUGAGGAUCGUCCAAACUUGCGGUAAGCUUGUACGUUUAAUUUAAUCCGAUAAUAAUUGAUGGUAAAUUUGCUGUUAGUUCACUCACAAUUUUUAUGUAAGUUAUCUCAAAGAAAUAAAAUGAUAAGAUUCUUUCAGCCACGUAGGAUUACAUAUGGAUUAUUUUCAGUAAGUGCAGCAGAUAUUUACUCCUCUAAAUAUAUGGUUAUUAAUUUCUAUCUGAUAAUUGCAUCUUUAGUAAAAUUAUUAUUAUUACAGUUGUCUUAUAUAGCCCAGUACCCCAUCAUAGGGCUGGGCUCACAGUGCAUAACAUAAAAAUAUUGGCAAAAAAUAAAUAUGACAUUAAAAAGUUACAUACAUUUAUUUAAUUUAAAACAGCUUUAAGAAAGCAAAAUUCAACCCACCCUUAGUAAAAUCAUGUAGUUUGGAUAUUUUAUUCAUACAAAUAUUUCUUAUUGUUUUUAUUUUGUAGCUCCAAUACAGUAUUCAGGCUUAUCAAUGAUAUGAUUAAGAUUAUCUUCAUCAGGUAAUCUCCUGAUGCAAACAGAGGACCUGGAUGCUGUAGUGUCCAGCAGUGUACUUCACAGCCUAGGUCACCUGGUCACAUGUCAUUCACCAGUCAAAGAAGCCAUUAGUUUGUAUGUACCUUAACAAGGCACUAUUGUGUUUUCACCCAAUGACAAAGUCUAAAGUUCUGUGUUUAUCAGUUAUCCAUUUAAACAUAAGUUGUAGAGCUAUUGACUCAAUAGUGAUGCAAUGGGGGGGGGGGUUGAUUUGACUUGGUGAUAAAAUAGUGUCAUUAAAUUGUAGAUAGAAAAGUAGAUAAGACUUGUUUGAGAAAAUAGUGGGGAAGGCUUUUUGAUGAAACUGUGGUUGAUUUAUUGAAUAAAUAGCGAUAUCUUCUAUGUACAAUAAUAACAUGUAAGGAUUUUUUUUAUGUUAACCCACCAGAGUUGUGUCAGCAUCACACACAUUCCAGUUCCAAGCCUCCAUUUUCCUAAGCUCUCACAAUGAAGUUGAAGCCAUUGAGGCCGUGGUACACAAACUUGAAGAUGGUUGGUGUCCUUCUUUUAAAAAAAUUCAUUUUUUUGUUUGUUAUCUGAUUUUAUCAUGAAGAUUUGAAAGAGUACUUUAUAUUCAUCAAAAUAGCCACUCAGAGAAGCCUGAAAUAAAUCUGUAAGAGUUGAUGGCUAUGCUUGUCAUAGUCUUAUAAUACCUUACAACAAUACAUCUCUCUAGAAUACAUUAAUGAUUUUUUUUUUUUAAAGUUGGCUGGACAAGACCAAAAAUAUUUAGCUAAAUGUGUGAUUAGGCAUCAUCAAUCAAGCCUGUCUGAUAUUCCUCACACACAAGAACUAUAAUUUCUUUAACACUCAUGCAAAAAUUUAAAAGAUAUAUUUUGAAAAAAUUAAGUUCAGUUAAAAAAACCACAAUCUUUGUGCUUAUAAUAUAAUUUUUAUAAUCAUACUUUUUAAAUCAUAGACCAUAAAGUGAUUAUCACUUUAUUUAUUAUAUGUAAAAAGUUCAAGACACCGCAUUGGAAACUUGUGUGGAAAGCAAAAUUUGAAGUUUGUCUUGUAAUUUCCUAAAGGUGAAAGUCCUCCAGUGUUUGGUGAGAUCCUCAAUGACCUGAGCAAAUUGAGUGGGGAGGUCCAUAAGUUUGCAUUUGACAUAGUCUUUAGUCAGCUGAAGACAUAUCUCAGCAGUGUUUCUUCAAUGGAGGUAAAUCAUAGUCUGACCAAAUAAAUCUUUCCCCCUGUGUGAAAAAUGAAUUUAAUGAAAAAUAAUGUCAUAAGAUUGUAUGAAGAGAAAAGUUAAACUGUUAUUAUCCUGUUAUCAUCCUGCUAUUAUUCUUUCUGCCAGAUCUGGACCUCCCAGAGUGCUGGUGGAGCUAUGACAUCUGACCUCCCUACUUUCAGCCUGUCCCCCCAAGAGUACAUCACAAAGGUCUGCUCAUUGUAUUUCUUUGGCAUGUCAUCUAUCGUUAUAUACAAAAAUAUAUAAUAGCCUCAUCAUCUGCACUUAAUUUAAAUCAUAUUCUCAUGCCUGAAUGUCAUUUGACACCUUUUUUUUAUGUUGAUCUACCUGUUUCUAUCUAAUUUAACAUCAUUGAAUAUCCCCGUGUCUCGUAAUACCACUUAAUUUGUUUUUUUAGGUGGGUCAGUACCUAAUGACACUGCCACAGCAUUUGGACCCGUUCACCUUACAAGACAGCCCAGCCCUAACAGUGGCCCUGAAGCAUGGCAGACUUCCAUUCACUAAUCAUCAAGGUAUAAAAUCUAAUUUAGUGCUGAUAAGCUGCAGGAGAUCAAUGUUUUAAAGAUAUUUUCACGCCACACCUUUUGAUCUUUCAAAUUUUUCCUGUCCAGCUGAAGUGCCUGAGCAUCUGGCAGACUUGUGGCUGGAGUCUGUUGCCAUGGGAACCAUGCACACUUACACAGAGGAGAUUCUCAAGAUACCACAGGUGACCCCCCACGGAUGUAAACAGCUGAUCACAGAUAUAGGUAUGGGGACUGCUGGUUCAGUUGUAUUAACUCACAUCUAAUUGAUUUAUAUCGUUACAUUUUAUUAACUAUCCUAAAUGAAUAUGAUAAGAAAUCUUUUAAAAUUCUAUCACAAAAGCUCAAACAGCAUGCAGCUCCUUAGGAAUUUUAACACCUCAGUAGAUGAAUUAUACAAUAGCUAUUUUUUUUAUAUUAAACCAUGUAGAUAAUGUUAUAGCCAUAUUUUUAUAUUUGCAUAAACCUAAUUUAUGCAUUAUAUGCAGUUUUUUAAAUAAACUUUAUUUAUGUUAAAAAUGCAGAUACUGCUCCAUAUAGCACUUUGAAUUAUAAAGCUAUUCAAAUAAACAAUCGUUCUUAGAUUUUCCUUUCCAAUUUUAAAUUGGAAAAAAAAACAGAAUCUAAAUACACAGAUAAUUUUUAAAUUGAAAACUGUUAUAAAAUUAUACAAAUUCAUAUAAUAAUAAUUUUUUUAUUGGUUGUCAUUAAAACAUUAAAUAAAUUUGAUUUUUAUCUAAUCCUUUUGUCUUUAAUUAAUGUUGCCAGAUUAUUUGUGCAAUGUGCUCGAGGACUUGGGCCUGAGGGCCUCUGAAACCUUAAACAACAUCCGCACACUGCUGCAAGUCAAGCCGGAUCAGUACGCUGACACCGCUGAAAUUCUGCCUCAGCGGGUGUCUCACACAAUCAGCUACAUGCGAGGCAUUCAGCUGUAAUGCUUCACAAUGUUGUUGACUAGUUAGUUUAUGCAAAUAAAUUAUUCAGGCGAUUCUAUUGGUUAAAAAACAUUUAUGUUAUAUAUUCAACAAAAAAGAAGAAAAAAAAAAACAGCUGGGGGAUUAUUUCAUAAAUGGUUAUCAGUAUAAUUUAUUGUUCUUCAAUGACUAGUCUUUGCUGAAUUGUUUUUAGUUAUAGAAUUAGACCCAAAAAAAAUAGCUGAAACACAUUGUCAAAAUUUUAAAAGUAAAAUUAUAAUCAGCUUUUGAAGUAAUAAUAAAGGAAUACUUUUCUAACAAUUCGUUUUGCGUUUAUAGAAAUGUUCACAGAUGUUUUAUCCAGUUGUAUAUGACUGUAUAUAACAGGUUUCGUAUAAUGAAGUCGUUUCUUAAAAUGUGCCAUUGCAUCUUUCCAAGCAUCUUUCUUUGUGAGUUUUAAAAUAGUUAACUGUGCUGUAAAUAGAAAAAUUAUUGCCAGGAAUGAUGGCUGACUAUUUUUGUCUAUGCUGAAUGCAGGUAUGCAUAUAUAGUGUUUGAAAUUUUUAAUGCUUUCAUUUUUGGCUGGUUUAUCAUGUUUUUUGGUUUGGGGUGAGAAUACAUUAAGUGAAGUGCAAUUAAGGUUUUAAGCACUCACAAAUAUAUAAAUAUUGUAUUGGCAUGCUUGUUAUAUAUGGGAGAUAACCAAUAAAAUGAAUCAAAUUGCUUUUGAUUUGUAUUUUGUAUUUUGUAUUUAAG